AUGGGCCGCAAUUCAAAUCCGUGGAGAGCCUGUGAAGUGUGGAGAAGUCACAAUAGUCCCUCAAAUCCCAGCGCGAUCAGCGGUUCAGACUGCUACGACUUUGUCGCCAGAAAGUUUUCAGAGAGCCUCGACUCCAUCGGUGGUAUCGGUAUCAAAGCCCGUGGCACUCAACAAUCACGAGGAGAUUCGGUUCCCUCCUGCUCCUUAUUUGAGACUAAAACAGAUACGGAGCCAAGUGGCUCCCACCGGUCAUCUCUCUUCUCCAAAUCGUGCCGGGCCGUGGAGGCGAAGUACAAAGCAGCGUUAGCAAACGAUUGGAGCGAAUGUCUUCGGUCAGUGCCUGAAAUAUCAUGCCCUUAUUGCUUCCACGCUUUGCCAGUAGAGGAAGUGGUAGACGAGAAGAAGUGGAGCUUACACGUUAUGAAUGAUCUUGAUCCAUACGUUUGCAUGUUCCAGGAAUGCGACUCGCCUGAAGAGUCAGGAAGCGAGGAGAGCAGCCUAGCGAUAUCACUACCAGAAACUAGAAGCACAAUAAGAGAUAAGGUUGAUAAGAACAUCGAUUGGCACUCUGAUGUUAACGAAACGGAGAGGGAAACCUUUGUCUCGGAACCUUCCGAAAAUACAGAUUCAGACAAUUCUAUUAGCUAUGGUCGAUUAAACCACCAGGUCCAGUUUGAAGAAGGACUUCGCGAAUUGGGGUCCAUUCCCGGCGAGCGGGGAUCAUCACCAGCAUCAUCAGUCCGGUGGGGCAACCGGGACGCCGUGAAAAAGCGUGAUCAUAUAAGAAUGGACCCGGAUCGCGCCAUAUGCCACGCCCCAGCAAUCACGGCCUGCGAUUGUGAAGCGAGGCAUUUGGAGGCAGCGGUUAUGCAGGCACAAGAUAGAGCGGUAGGCUCGGCCUACGCCCAGCGUCAGGAUUAGGUCCGAAGUCAUGCGCAAAGCUUCAUAUCGGAGGAUUUCGAAAUAUCCCAACAGCAACUGAAAAACUCCGGUAACUUAC
Xylaria bambusicola is the source of this 1000-nucleotide messenger RNA. RefSeq lists its product as uncharacterized. Lineage: Eukaryota; Fungi; Ascomycota; Sordariomycetes; Xylariales; Xylariaceae. The coding region runs from base 1 to 921 and encodes 306 amino acids. The transcript is spliced from 4 exons. The record is from RefSeq and is a predicted model, not a curated record.